ACCUCACCUAACCUUCGUCUUCACGUGAUACAGGACCUCCCGUGCGCUAGCCUCGACAAUACAGCAAAGGUGGCAAUAGCGAAACGAGCAGCAAAAUGGCGUUCGGUCGUUCCAACUCGCUCAGCCUGAACACGGGCGCGACCAAUUCUCUAUUGUACCAAGGAAGCAGUCUCUUCGGUAACAAUACCCAGCCUGCCCAACCGCAGCAGCAAACCGGUCUCUUCGGAAACUCUACGCAGAAUGCAGCGGCACCCGUUGGCGGCAGCCUGUUCGGUAAUACGAAUAACGCUCAGCCCUCUGGAGGUAGCCUCUUCGGUAAUAGUACUGCUCAGCAGCAACAGCAGCCCGGUACCAGUUUGUUUGGCAAUACUUCUACUCAGCAGCAGCCCAACACCGGCCUUUUCGGUAACACCACUGCACAGCAGCAGCCAAACACUAGCCUUUUCGGGAACACGACUACCCAGCAGCAGCCCAGUACGGGUCUCUUCGGCGCAUCGACCGCGCAGAACAACACCACCGGUGCCAGCUUGUUCUCAAACCUCAACCAGCAAAACCAACAACAGCCCACCACGAGUCUCUUCGGCAACACUAACAACAACACCUCCUCACUCUUCGGCGCCAAACCGACCGCUAGCCAACCCACAACAAACAGUCUCUUCUCCAACUCCCUAACCAACACCCAAAAUCGACCCAACGGCGCCUCGGUCUUCGGCAUGCAAUCCCAGCAACAAGCCGGCGCCGUACGCGUCCACCUCAACGACCUCCGCGGUACCACCCGCUUCACCGACUGCGUGGAUGAGGUCAAGAAUGACUUCGAGCGUGUGGACAAGAUGAUCCGCGAGCAGGAAGAAAUCUGCCGCCGUAUCCAGGCAUUCAUGCCGAAGCAUGGGGAGAACGUCGAGGCUGUGCCGGCGAGCGUGGCGGUGGUUAGGGAGAAAGCGGAAGGGGUGGAGAUGAUGCUGGCUCAGGACGCGGUUGAAGUGAACAGCGCCAAGGGGCUGUUGGGGAGGGACGAGAAGGACUUUGCCCGCUGUCAGCGUGUUGCCGAGAACCUCAUGUUACCCGUCCCCGGCUACCAGGCUCCCGGCGUCGGAUCGUCAUCGUACCUUGGCAGCGGCAUGGGCAGGGUCGGAGUCGCCGGCCAACCAGGAACGGGUCUGGGAGAAGACGAAUACGACACCGACCUAGUAAACCACUACUUCCUCCCCCUCGCCUCGGAUCUGGAAGCCACUUUCGGCAAAUACACGUCCAACCUUGCUGAAAUCGAGGGCCACAUGCGCGUGUUGGAGGAUGCGGCGGUAGGGCGGGCGAGGAGCUUGGCUGCUAAGCGUGCGGGCCUGAGUGGUGGACAGAACGGUGGUGGUGGAGAGGAGACUGUGCGAGAACUGGCGGACACGUUGAGGGGGUUUGAGCAGAGUAUUUUGGCGGUUGCGGGGGUGGUGGGGGAGUGUCGGGAGGGGGUUAAUGAGUUGGUUUUGGGCAGGUUGGGG
This is a messenger RNA of Baudoinia panamericana UAMH 10762, 1490 nucleotides long. RefSeq lists its product as uncharacterized. Gene Ontology annotation, molecular function: structural constituent of nuclear pore. The transcript is spliced from 3 exons. Gene Ontology annotation, cellular component: nuclear pore. The record is from RefSeq and is a predicted model, not a curated record. NCBI's taxonomy places the organism in Eukaryota, Fungi, Ascomycota, Dothideomycetes, Mycosphaerellales, Teratosphaeriaceae. Gene Ontology annotation, biological process: nucleocytoplasmic transport. The annotation marks the transcript as partial.